AUCUUUCCUCCACCUCUAUUUCUAUAUAUCUGUCUCUAUCUCUCUGUCAAAAAAAACAUUAAUAAUAAACAAAAAAAAAAAUGUUUGAAUUUGGGGAUGAACUAAUAAUAGACAGCUAUAGAAUUCCAUGGCUGAUUUGGAUCCAACUUUUUGCUAUGUUUCUUCUUGUUAUCCUUGUUUACUAUUUCACCACCACCCCAUCUGAUCUCUCCACCCCUUCGCCGUCAUUUGUUAAUGGGUCUAUUCUCUCUUUUCAAGAUUCUAAGGCUAGAGAAAAUGAAAUUGAGGCGGGGACAAGCACAAGUGAAGUAGUACAAAGAAUAAGGAAACCAAAUGUGCAGAGAAGGGAAGGAUCAUCCAUGACGGACGAAGGCAGGGAUAUGUUGUUUGAACAUUCACACCAUCCUUGUAAUUUCUUUGGGGUUGCAAAACAAGCUUUCCUAAAAUGUCUUGGAAUAGAUCCUACUGCCCCCGAGAACUCCAACAAGAGACGGCAUGAGAAAAAUGAUUGAAAACGCAUUCCAUCUGAUUAUGUAUCCGUGAAAUGUGUAUUAUGUCUCUGGCGUUCAAAAAAAAAAUGUAUAUUUUGCUGAUUUUCUUUGUUAUCCCCUUUUAGAUCAGUUAGUUUUGACACUUGAUUUAACAUGGUAGAAAAUUGAUUUUGAACUGAA
Molecule: messenger RNA, 671 nt
Organism: Erigeron canadensis
Lineage: Eukaryota; Viridiplantae; Streptophyta; Magnoliopsida; Asterales; Asteraceae
Exons: 2
Coding region: 81-512 (143 amino acids)
Source: RefSeq, a predicted model, not a curated record